Molecule: messenger RNA, 2091 nt
Organism: Nylanderia fulva
Lineage: Eukaryota; Metazoa; Arthropoda; Insecta; Hymenoptera; Formicidae
Product: F-box only protein 9
Biological process (GO): SCF-dependent proteasomal ubiquitin-dependent protein catabolic process
Cellular component (GO): cytoplasm; SCF ubiquitin ligase complex
Molecular function (GO): protein binding
Source: RefSeq, a predicted model, not a curated record
GUAACACGAUGUUUUUUUUGAUAAUUAAUUAUCAAAAAAAUUAGGACAUCUAGUAAAAUAUAUAGGGAUGAGAGAGAGAACAAUAUACGUGUGUGUUUACGUUGCAUCAGCGAGGUCGAAUGAUCUUAUUGCUCGCGCAACGACCUUCGCCUGCCGCGAAAAACGCGCAGAAAGGCGAGAACCAUGGCGGCGGUACUAUUGGCGAAAUUGUGCUUUCGCUGUGUCGUACGCUUUUCCGACCGAGAGUAUAUGCGCUGAAGGGAAGAAGCUGACAGAAAUUGAUCGGCAAGAAAAAUGAACCACUGCAGUGAAUCUAGCAAUGACAUGGAUGAAGGCGAUGAGGAGGCGUCUUCUUUGCAAGAUGGAACAAACAUUGAGGAUGCCUUAACGUCUUUCAGGGAACAGUGGCAGCGAGAAUUGACAAUAUCACCCAAGCGUGAUGUAUCGAAGACAUAUUCACCAAAACAGCCUAGCAUUGAAGUUGCAAAUGAUGAAGCCUCUAUUGAAAGCAGGGCGAAGAAUUUAUUUCUCAAAGGUAUUGAACAUGAACAGAGCAGAAAGUUUUACGAGGCAAUCCAGUUUUAUAAGCGUGCAGUACAACUGGUUCCUGACAUUGAAGUCCGCUUGUACGAAUCGACUAAAGCAAAAACAAGAGACAGAUUUGAUUCCGAUGACAACCUUGAUACAUUAGACAAUGAUUUCUCAACUAGCAAUGACAGCAAAAAUCAUAACGAAGCUGAUGAAAAAGAAACUGACUUGUUUUUGAAAUUGUCUAAAAUUGUAAAUCGCAAUCAAUGUGUAUGUUUUCCGAAAUUUGAACAAAGUACAACGCAUAUAUGUGCUUUACCAAUGGAGAUAGUACUCUACAUUCUAAGAUGGGUUGUGUCUUCUGAUCUAGAUUUCCGGUCUUUAGAAAUGUUUUCAAGAGUAUGCCGUGGAUUUUACAUAUCUGCGCGAGAUGCAGAAAUCUGGCGAUUGGCGUGCGUUAGAGUAUGGGGUAUGAAUUGUGGUACUUGCGAGCCAAAGUACCAAUCAUGGAGGGAUAUGUACUUGCAACGGCCUAGAUUAAGAUACAACGGAUGUUACAUUAAUAAAACAAGUUAUAUUCGCGAUGGAGAAAAUAAUUUUCAAGAUCGUUUUUAUAGACCGUGGCAUCUCGUUGAGUAUUUCCGGUACCUGAGAUUUUUUCCUGAAGGAAGAGUUUUAAUGUUGACAUCAACUGAUGAGGCUCAAAAUUGCGUAAAUUUUUUACGUAACCGCAUACCACGCAACACAUCAGUUUUGAUUGGUCACUAUAGAUUACAUGAUAAUUAUGUUACGCUAGUGUUGAAAAGACAAGAAGCUAAAGGAAUUAAUUUCGCCUACAGAAGAAAAAAAAGAGAGGCAGUGCAUGAUAGCGGAGAACAAACGUUCCACAUUGAAUUCGAGAUACAGAAUCAUCAUAGAAGAGUGAAUUCACAAUUAAAAUGGAUCAGUUAUAGUAUUUUCACAAAAUAUAAAAACGGACAAGAAGCAAAGAUUUGUUUGAAGGAACCAUCUGUAAGAGAAUUCAGAGCUUCGCCAAUCGGCGGAAGAUAUCCACCUCUUAAAUUCAGCAGGGUAAAGAGUUACACUCAGGAAAGCGAAGCUCCAUUGCAAUAAUGAGAGCAGCAACAAAUAAGUAGUGUGAACCAUAAAAGUACAACCUUGAAAUAUUCUUGCAGAAAAGAAAUAGUGAGUUGCAGUAAAUAGUAUAAACAUGCAUGAAUAAACAUGCGAAAAUCUAAUUUCAAUUAAAUAUAUAUUGGCACAUAUUACUGUCAAUCAUUGAUUAGACAUAAUAUAUAUUUUCGAAGAUAUUUUAUUUCUCUUGUAUCGCGUUGUAUUCUCUACAACGGUUUCUAUUAAUACAUUAUACAACCUGUAAAUCACAACUACUUUUUUUAAGUAUGUUAGUUAUGUCGAUAACAACGCAUUUUCAAUCACAUGGAGAUGUAAAUAAAUUAUUUAUUUAUCUAAUAUAUAAUUAUUUCAUAAUGAAUUGUGUGUACAUUUAAGAACCUAAAAAAAUAUGUAAUAUUCAAAAAUGCAAUUAUAGGUUUUCUGUUAAUA